CGGAGAUUUCGGCGUUUAUUGUUGUGAUCAUCAAUAAAUUUCUUUAAAAUGUAAAAAUAGUGUUUAACAUUAUAAAAUUAAAAAAAUACUACUACGAAUGUAAUACAUGGUGCCGCAUCCUGAAUAAGUCAUAAUGCCUCCAGUAAUUUCUAGGAAUAAGAAGAAUGGCGCUGAAUAUGAGAAUGUAUUAAACAAUAAAUGCAAUGUUCUUGACUUUGAAAAAUACAUACAAGAGAAUAAAACAUUAUUAUUAAAUGAUCCAUUAAGAGAUAUUCUACUUUACCCAACAGAUGAUGUUUCUAGUGUAGUACUUCCCCGUCGCUGGAGGACUGUGACGACAGCAGUGCCUGAUGUGAGAACGGCUGCCACUUGCCCUUUGCUUACAAGACAGGCGUUGCUAAGCUAUGCCUCUAGUUGGAAUCUUGUGCAUUACAAAUAUAGCAACUAUUCCGGCUCUUAUCUGAAUUUGCCUAGACCAAUCGGCAAUAAGUUGACUGAGGAAGUUUAUGACAUAGAUACAGAAACCGAUUAUGAAAAUGAAGCUCAAACGAAGGUUGAUAUUGGAACCAAAGAAGGUUACUUGCUCAAAGGACCAGAAAUCGGCUCAGAUAGGAUAUUUAGCAAUCUUGCUUCUAAAUCAUUUAAAAAGCGCUACUGCUCAAUGGUUCGGGAAGCCGACGGCGCCUAUAUCCUCGAAGUUUAUAAGGAUGAAAAGAAAACAGACACCAAGCUCACUAUCGUUAUGGAUUUCUGCUCGGACGUUGUUAAGAACACAAAGCGCGGGAAAUAUUGUUUCGAAUUGCGUAUGUCUGGCAACAAAGGAUACACGUUCGCAACUGAAAAUGAAGAGGAUAUGAACGAUUGGAUAAAUGCAUUCAUAGCGGCUCUGAAAAAGAACCAGGACCAAGACGGUCCACAAUCAGACGAAGUGCUGGACAAAGAUGCAGACAUAUCUCUGACCGCGGAGCCGCCUCCUCCAACGUACGGCACUCUGAAGGGUCUCGAACACAGCAUGAAUCCACUUCUGAUGCGAUAUUCACGUGAAACUGACUUAUCGAUAGCAGCAGCGCGUAAUGAUUGUCGUUCUAACAUCUUCUUUUUACCUUAUAAACGAGCACCCUCGCCGGAACCGCAAUUGGAACCUUUCAAAGAACAUUUUGGCCAAAGAAUUUUGCUCAAAUGUGAAAGCUUAAAGUUUAGGUUACAAGCGCCAAUAGAUGGCGAUAAAGAACUGUUAUGCCAAGUCGAGCCAUACUACACACACCUCGCGCUGUACGACGCCCGCAGUGGCAAGAAAGUUACGGAAAAUUUUCAUUUUGACGUGAAUCACGCCGCGGUAAAGGAUCUAGUCAAAGAUAAUGAGUGCACAAAGUCAUUAGUAGAAAAUUUUAGCUACGAUGUUAAGUUAGACGUUAAACAAAUAUCAGAAGAAUGGUUCCGAUCAAAGAGACAGGUUGUGUUGUCAGUAAACAAUCCUCAUCCAGAUCUAUUUAUAGUAGUAAAAAUCGACAAAAUCCUUCAAGGACAUGUCAACCAGGUUCUCGAGCCUUACAUGAAGGCAACAAAGGAUCCUCGCUUAGGGCUCAAAGUCCACAAAACUAUACAAGCUUAUGCCAACCGAGUUGGAAAUUAUCGAAUGCCAUUUGCUUGGGCUGCUAAACCUUUAUUCAAAUUAUACAGCAACGAUUUGGACACUACUCCAGAAUUCCCAGCAAUUUAUCGCCAAGAACCGAAUAAGAUGUCAGAUGAGGACAUACUCAAAAUCUUAUCUGAUUACCGUAAACCGGAAAAAUUGGCGAAACUUACCGUCAUACCGGGAUGGCUGAGCAUUAAUAUACAGCAGAGUGUAGAACAAAUACCAAAUUGUAUGACUAGUUCCUACGCAGCCUUAAAGCCGUUUCCGCUGCCACCGCCUUCGCCCCUAACUUUGGAAUUGGCUACGUUGAACUUAGAACCAGAACAACCUUACGCAGCGUUCUUACACCAUUUGUAUGUCAGACCGCUGUCGUUAAACUUUGAGUCGCAGAAGAUGUUCGUUCGAGCUAGGAACAUCGCCUGCUCUAUAGAGCUCAAGGAAAACGACUCAGGCGAUGUUAAGCCAUUGCAGGUUAUAUACGGGCGCACGGGUAUGACGUCACAAUACCGUUGCUCAGUAUUGCAUCACAAUGCAAAUCCUAAUUGGUGCGAUGAAGCUAAAAUAAGACUACCGACUACCAUUACACCAUCACACCACUUGCUGUUUACCUUCCACCACAUUUCCUGUGAUCUUGCCAAGAAGAACGAUACGAAUGUCGAAACUUGUAUAGGGUAUGCGUGGGUCCCGUUGCUGAAAAAUGACAAAUUUAUUGAUGAAUUUGUGAGUUUACCUAUUGCUACCCAUUUACCAUCUGGAUAUUUGUCAAUACAACCACUCGGUCUCGGCAGAGGGAAUACGGGUCCAGAAGUAGUUUGGGUUGAAGGAGAGAAACCGCUGUUCCGUUGCCAACUAGUCCUGGACUCAACGGUCGCCACUCGGGACGUCCACUUACAUAAUCUAUUCUCACAAAUCGAACGCCUGAUAAAAACCAGUUCUCCCCCCACCUCCCCGACGCCCCCGCCGUGGCACGACGUGUGCAACGCACUCAAAACUGCGCACGCGAUUAAUCUGAGUUCUUUGAUUGCGUUUCUACCAACAAUAUUAAAUCAGCUCUUUGACCUUAUGACGAUUGAAAAAGGUUACUCGCACGAUAUGGGCUUCCAAGUGGUUAAAUUGAUUGUACAUUUUGUACAUUUGUUACAUGACUGUGGGAGGAAAGAUCUUCUGGACAGUUAUGUGAAGUAUGUCUUCAACUGCGUGGAAUUCAAAUUACACACCGUGUUGACAGCCCCCUUGCAUAUGUUCGUCGAUCCCAAUCAGCAGGACUUUCUGAUGUGUCAUAAGUUUAUGCAGUAUUCCAAUUUUUUCUUCGACAUCAUUAUUAAGAGCAUGGCGCAAUAUUUGAUAAAUACAGGAAGGAUUAAGAUGUCUCGAAACGAACGGUUUCACAGUGACUUACUAGAAAAUAUUGAUAAAUUGGUAACCGCCGUCGAGCCUUCGCAUAUUUUGCAACAGCCAAUGCAGACUCAUAUAUUCAACAAAAAUUUGGCUGUUUUUUUAAAAUCUUGUCUCUCGUUUAUGGAUCGAGGGUUCAUAUUCCGCCAAGUGAAGAAAUAUUUAGAAAAAUUUAAAACAUGUGACCCAAAGGCAUUGUUUGAUUUUAAAUUCACAUUUUUGCAAACUAUUUGCUCGCACGAACACUACGUUCCUUUUAACUUGCCGUUACAAGCCAACAAGUUAGCCAAAGAUUCAGAUGAAGAACCAUCAAGAUUGAGACUGACUGACGAAUUUGUAAUGAGACACUUUCUCGCCGGAGUCCUUUUGAAACAGGUGGAGCAGUCGCUGCGAGAGGCGCCGCAGAAGCGUCGCUGCGCGCUGGGCGUGCUGCGCGCGCUGCUGGCCAAGCACGAGCACGACGAGCGCUACCGCACGCGACAGGCGCGCGCGCGCCUCGCGCAGCUCUACGCGCCCUGGCUCGCCGUCGUGCUCGACAACGCUCAUCGUCUCGUCACUAAGACGCUCGCGAGUCCCGUCCUGGAGAAUGGUCUCGACAGAGUGGACGGGGACGCAACCGGUACUUCUGCGCUCACCAGCACGCAGAAGGAGGUCGCAUCCGCUAACAGUACUCCGCGGAGGAACAGACUGACGUUGCAUUUCGAUCACACGCCUGUCCGCAAUUCCGCACACUUCAAGGAUCCCCCGAAUAUCAGCAGCAACAUGUACGGCAAAGAUAACGCAAAUAACAUGUCGCAAAGCUCUUUAGAGUCGGUCUCGACGAUGUCCGGUGGGGACUCGUUGCCGCGGAACGCUCGGUUAGAUUUGAGUGAAAUUGGGGAUCAAGUUAACAGAUUUGGUGUGAUGUCCGCGGAGGAGGUGCGCGAUGUGCUUUUGUGUUUCUUAUUUGUUUUGAAAUAUUUGGAUGAAGACAGACUAGUUGAGUGGUGGAGGACUCAUUCGCCGGCGCAACAACAAUCAUUUUUCAAUGUUUUAGAAAUAUGUGCAGAACAGUUUCAAUAUAUAGGUAGGAAGAAAAUCCUAUCAGAGCUACGCGUGCCAUCACCGGACUGCAACGGCAAGCCGAAACCAAUGAAAGCCAGAACUUUACCCGCUAGAAUGAGUCCACCAGACUUCUCGAAGGAACCGCCGAUUAUUGUCGAGAAGAACAACACUGUUAACAGGGAAAAUCUAGUCAAUACUUCGGUUACAAAUGAGUUAGAGACGAUGUCAGAAUACACAGUACUGUCCGCCGGUUGUUUGGCCACGGAAGUAGGACUGACUAUCAUAGAUAGGGCUUGUUUAUUCAUGCGGAAUUUGGGUCCGGCGGACGGAGCCGCAGCUAGACCCUAUCUGAAACUAUUGCAGUACCCACAGAGCGAAACUCUAUAUAAACAUCUCUUUGCGGCUUUAAGAGCCUAUAUUAAUCAAUACUCUGAAACACUUUUUGAAGGCGGCAGCGCGCUGUGCGGCGGCUGCGUGCGCGCCGUGGUGGCGCUGUGCGCGGCGCGCGCGGCGUGGCUGCGGCGCGAGGCGGCGGCCGCGCUCUACCUGCUCAUGCGCGCCAACUUCCAGCACAAGGACGUCGGCAACCUCACGCGCGUGCAUCUGCAGGUCAUUAUCGCUGUGUCGAAACUGCAGGAUAGUUCGACGUCACUCAACUGUAAACGUUUUCAAGAAUCACUCUCGGUCAUAAAUUGUUUCGCUACUGGCGACAAGGCUAUGAAGGGAACAGGUCUGUCGAGCGAAGUAGCGGAGUUGAUGCGUCGCGUCCGCACAGUGGUGGGAGCUCGCGCGCGCCUCGCAGGAGUCGGCGGUUCAGCUGGUGCAGGCGCGGGCAGCGUGCACCUGGCCGAGCUGCAGCACGCGCUGGCGGCGUCGUGCCGCGCCACGCCGCGCCUGCGCCACGCCUGGCUCGCCACGCUCGCCGAGCACAACGCUCGCCACGCCGACCACGACGAGGCGAUGUGUUGCCAGCUUCACAUAGCUGCGCUCAUAGCCGAGUAUCUAAAGCAACGUGGAACCCAAGCUUGGGGCGCAGAAGCCUUCGAUGGGUUGUCGAAGAACAUUCCGAGAGAUGAGACGGGCAUUAAGAUAGAUGAAGGUAUGACAGACGUCCAUUAUAACGAACAAUCACUCCUGGAUCAACUGAUGUUGUGCACAGAGUACGUUGAUAAAGCAGAGCGAUAUGAACUUCUAGGACCCUUGUACCGACUUGUGAUUCCGAUAUACGAGCGAAGGAAGGAUUAUCAAGCGCUCCUCACAUGUUACCAACAUCUUACCAAAGCUUACGCUAAAGUCAUCGAAGUCACCAAUUCGGGAAAAAGACUUUUGGGUAGAUUCUAUCGAGUGGCCUUUUUCGGAAAAGCCCACUUCGGCGAUGACGAAGAGGGCAUAGAGUUUAUUUACAAGGAACCAAAGUUGACGUCACUGAGCGAAAUCUCAGAAAAACUUCAAAAUUUCUACGAGCAAAAAUUCGGCGCUGACUGCGUCAAAAUGAUAAUGGAUUCGGCGCCGGUGAACCGCGAUGAGUUAGAUAGCAAGCUGGCGUACAUCCAAGUCACGUGGGUGCGCGCAUCGCCCGAAGGAAUGUCAGCCACACACUCCGCAGGAGAAGGUUCCUUCGACCGGGUCCAUAACGUCAGACGUUUCGUCUUCGAGACUCCCUUCACCAGAGACGGAGCUGCACGUGGGCCCGUACAUCAUCAAAGACUACGGCUUACCCAUCUCACUGCUGACAGUUGGUUCCCGUAUGUAAAGCGUCGCGUGCCGGUUAUCGAAACCCAAGUAGAAGAGAAAAGCCCCAUAGAAGUCGCGGUUUCCGAGAUGGAAAGUCAGGUGGGCGAGCUAGCGGAAAUCGUCAACGCUAAGGCGCCAGACAUCAAGAAACUGCAACUCAGAUUACAAGGCAGCAUAUGCGUGCAAGUAAAUGCUGGUCCAUUGGCAUAUGCGAAUGCGUUCCUAGACCCAACGUUAGCUCCGAUGUAUCCAGAUGAUAUGGUCGACAAAUUAAAGGCUAUAUUUAAGGAAUUCCUGACAAUUUGCCACGCGGCUCUGCAGUUGAAUGCAAAAUUAAUAAGCUCCGACCAGGUGACGUACCAGGAAGCUCUCGAAUCAAACUACUAUAAGCUAAGCGACUCUCUCUCCAGCAUGCUGGGCCAGCCCCUGCAGGACAUACUCGUCAAUGGAAACCUCAGUACUACUGUCACUGGGGUCGAACUCGAUUCAAGCAAUGCUUAAAAUAUUAAACUACUAUCGAUAUAUAUAUUACCGAUUUAAGUAUAAAAAAUUGAACUAAUUUUCGAACGAUGCCAGGCAUUUUGCCAAUUAUCGAAUCAUGAAAAUAUAAUUUAGCCAAAUAAAUCUUAACCAUACUUGGAAAAUAAUAUAACUCGGUAAAGUAUGUACGGCUAUCAUAAUAUAGAAAUAGGUACGCACGACUUUAUAUUCCUUUUUUAAAUUAUGAUAGUUUGUAAUAAAUUAAACCUCUUUAACAGUACGUGAUAUUAACGUACAAUUUUGCUCUUUGUCUAUGGAUAAACAAAACUUUUUGGCGUAUUACCAAAAAAUAUAUCUCCUGUAGAGUCAUAAAUAUUCUUUAAUUUAUUUAGGCCUAUUAAUUAUCAAGCGUAUUAUAAAAUUGCUAUCAAGACAUUUUAUUAAAUAAAGGUCUGCAUAUAAUCUCAUUUUUAUAAAAGGUAAUUUUUCGAUAAACUUUUAGCUAGGAUUUCUAUAACUCUAAAUGAUAUCUCUAAGAUUGCUCUUUAGUUUCGUAGCCAGUUAGUUAGCAAUCGUUAAGAGUAUUGUUCAAUUAUAAUAUAAUUAUAAUCUCAAAAUUAAUUUAUAUAUUAAAUAUUCAUACAAAAUACGAAUCUUAAAUUAAAUUUAUAUUGAAUUUUUUAUAGGCGAAUUACCAUGAAAACUAUUUAUUAAAUUCCAACAGACAUGAUAACAGUGAACAAUUCAUAAAGAAAAAGUUAGUACACAAAAAAAAACUGAACAAACUAUACAAGUCAAUUACAAGAUCCUUCCUGUUUGUAAACUAUUACUUACAAGUUAAACGAAGUAUUUCGUUACUAUAACAAAAUUAUACAGGAUGAAUAUUUCUACUGGGCUAGCAUGGCUAAAUCCGAAACUCUAACGGAUAGCAAAAAAAUACUCCAAAGGAAGAUUUGUUAGACCUGAUUUUAAUGAAAACUAAAACUGCAUCCUAAAGUUUUUUUAUUAGACUUUUCAAGUCAAUGUUUCUAGCCAAUACAAUAAAAAUUAAUUCAGUAUUUGAUUUUAUUGAUUUUUAAAAAAUCCAAUGAUGUCGUUUAAGUUUUCAUUAAAAUAAGGCCCGAGAUUCCUUUGAGUUUUUUUUCUCUCUCUGAUAUAAUACAUCUCUAAUAUAAUAUCCCAUAUCUGAUCUAUACAAAAUAAGUUGUCUGUAUUUUACAUUAUUUUAAGUAACAAACAAACAUAUACUAUAUCAUUAUAGUUAUAUACAAUGAAAAGUGUGAUUAGAACGUUUUUUUUUGUGACUUAUAUGAUAUUAUAAUAGACAUCUUCCUUAUAAUCGCUAUCGAAGAAUAAUACCGCCUUAUUUGUACAAACAUGACAACGGCAAUAAAAAUAAUUAAUUAGUUUGUAUCCCAAUAUUAUCAGGAACUCUAUAAAUGAGGUGUUGCCAUAUAUAUAAAAAGAGUGAUACGAAAUCGUUGCUAAAAUCCGAUUUAAUCGUACCAAAUUCCCUCCGUAUUUUGACCUUUUAUCUUUACUAAGACGUAGCAAAAUCAAUUACAACUUUAUAUAACUUGUCCCAAAUUUAUAAGUAUUAUGUAUAAAUAACUAAAUAAGAUUUAAAGUUCCUUUCUUCGAUUUCAAACUUACCUUAUUGAAAUAUGUCACCUAUUUAUCAUGAAUUUUGAAAUACAAUCAUUACACUUAUGUAGAUAGAAAUAUACUUACACAUUAAUAUGUAUAUCGCUCAACCAAAAUGUCGUACCUUUCCUAAACUAGUUAUAAUUCAUGACCUCUGUGACACCUAGCCACGAUUACAAAGAUCUUUGAUUCGUUUCAUAGACGAAGAAUGGACUUAGAGGGCGGAAAAGUUUGAAAGUGAUCUGUUGCUAAGUUCUCUGACUAUGAAUUCUCUACUCGUUCUUGAAAUAUGAACACGCAACGUAUGUCACGCUACCUACAUUGCUGUAGAUAUCAUUACUUACUAUAAUAAACAUGCGUUAAUGAAUAUCUAACAGUUACAACUGAGCAUUCUCCUAUAAAUAAGCUUUUUUUAGAUUUAAAAUUUUCUUACAUUUUAUACGUAUUCAAUAUAUGCAAAGCAUAAGAUAAAUAUUAUUAAAAAAUAUAAUAUACCGGUAUAUUAAGUUAUUUGCAGUAUCAAUGUUUGCAUUGCUAAUUUUUCAAACACACUAAAAACAGACGCUUUCAAGAAACAUUAUCACGUGCGCAACUAAUAAGUUAAAUAAUUGUUUUUUUUUUUUUUAUUAAAAAACUGCGAUACCAAUUUUUAUUCGAUCUAUUUAAAGCCAUGUAUUUGUAACAAAUAGGAAAUGAGAAAUGAAUAUCAUAAUAGUUGUAAUUUAAUUUUUAAAUUUAAAUACUUUUUAGUACAAGUUGAUGUUCCGUUUUAAUUUUAUGAGAAGUUUAAUGUCAGUGUUUAUUUAUUGUGUU
Vanessa atalanta (red admiral) is the source of this 8746-nucleotide messenger RNA. It is a transcript of the gene Ziz, whose product is annotated as dedicator of cytokinesis protein 9. The record is from RefSeq and is a predicted model, not a curated record. Gene Ontology annotation, biological process: small GTPase-mediated signal transduction; positive regulation of GTPase activity. Lineage: Eukaryota; Metazoa; Arthropoda; Insecta; Lepidoptera; Nymphalidae. Gene Ontology annotation, molecular function: guanyl-nucleotide exchange factor activity. The transcript has 34 exons. The coding region runs from base 134 to 6310 and encodes 2058 amino acids.